Molecule: messenger RNA, 784 nt
Organism: Telopea speciosissima
Lineage: Eukaryota; Viridiplantae; Streptophyta; Magnoliopsida; Proteales; Proteaceae
Product: transcription repressor OFP12-like
Exons: 2
Coding region: 54-740 (228 amino acids)
Biological process (GO): negative regulation of DNA-templated transcription
Source: RefSeq, a predicted model, not a curated record
UCUCUCACUAUCAGUGCGUGCAGAGGAGACGAAGAGGCUCAGAGAAACAGAAAAUGGCGAAUACGCUAGGCAAGAACCUCCAUCUAUGCUUCUCAAAAUGCAAACGCCCAGAGGUAACGCAAUCCCCUCGCACGUCUUUUGCUGGGAGCGAUCAUGACACAACUUCGAUCCUGGUGAAGAACUUCAACUCCCUUUACGAUCUCACCUCCGACUCAACCUCCAAAUCAACGAGCCUUUCCAGCGACGAUUUCUCAUCAUCAGACUCAGAAGACCUCGAAACCACCGUCCCUGACUUCGCCACCAUCUACGCUUCUGAACGUUUCUUCUUCUCCUCCCCUGGCCGUUCCAACUCCAUCGUCGAGUCACUAGACUCACUACCGGAAUGUCCUCUUCCAUCCGAAGAAACUAAAAAGCUAUUAAUGAACGGUGGCAUUCCUAUCUCAACGUACUCGCCGGAUCCUUACACGGAUUUCAGACGAUCAAUGGAGGAGAUGGUUGAGGCACGUGAAUUGCUCGACGUGAGGGCUGACUGGGAUUACCUACAAGAGUUGCUCUUGUGCUAUCUUAAUCUCAACCCUAAGCACACCCAUAAGUUCAUCAUCGGCGCUUUUUCUGAUCUCCUCCUAAGUCUCAUGGCGUCGCCGACCGAAUCAGAUGGCAGUAGCAAUCUCUCCAGCUCCGACGUCUCUUCCGGCAGGUCUACGGUUUCACGGCGUCUGUGUAACAUGUCCAUCUCAUAAAUUCUCAUUUCAGUAAUACUUUUUUCCUUUUUUUAGGAAUUUCA